Trichomycterus rosablanca is the source of this 1860-nucleotide messenger RNA. RefSeq names its product acetyl-coenzyme A synthetase, cytoplasmic-like. Gene Ontology annotation, molecular function: acetyl-CoA synthetase activity. Bases 41 to 1270 code for a protein of 409 amino acids. Gene Ontology annotation, biological process: acetyl-CoA biosynthetic process. The record is from RefSeq and is a predicted model, not a curated record. NCBI's taxonomy places the organism in Eukaryota, Metazoa, Chordata, Actinopteri, Siluriformes, Trichomycteridae. Gene Ontology annotation, cellular component: cytoplasm. The transcript has 12 exons.
GCCUUGGAACCCAGACGUGGAUGUGUGUUGGCACACUCUGAUGGAAGGAGCAUCAGAUGAAUGUGAGCCAGUGUGGUGUGAAUCUGAAGACCCUCUCUUUAUCCUUUAUACCAGUGGCUCCACUGGCAAACCUAAGGGUGUGUUGCACACUGUCAGUGGCUACAUGCUUUACACUGCAGCAACGUUUAAGCUGGUGUUUGACUACCAUCCUGAUGACAUUUACUGGUGCACAGCAGAUAUUGGUUGGAUCACAGGUCACUCCUACAUUACCUAUGGUCCACUUGCUAAUGGUGCCACCAGCGUUCUGUUUGAAGGUCUACCCACCUAUCCCGAUGUUAGCAGAAUGUGGGAGAUAGUAGAUAAAUACCUUAUCUCCAAAUUUUACACAGCGCCUACUGCCAUCAGACUUCUCAUGAAGUAUGGCAGCGAGCCAGUACACAAAUUUAAGCGUAGUUCUUUAAAGGUCUUGGGUACGGUAGGUGAACCUAUUAACCCUGAAGCAUGGCAGUGGUACUACAAUGUAGUAGGAGAGAAGAGAUGCCCCAUAGUCGACACCUUCUGGCAGACUGAAACAGGAGGACAUGUUCUAACACCUCUUCCAGGUGCCAUUUCGUUAAAACCAGGAUCUGCUACGUUUCCGUUUUUUGGAGUUGUGCCAGCCAUACUAAAUGAAUCGGGUGAGGAACUGGAGGGACCAAAUGAGGGCUACUUGGUAUUUAAGCAGCCUUGGCCUGGGGUGAUGAGGACUGUGUAUGGAAACCACCAAAGAUUUGAAACAACUUACUUUAAGAAAUUUCCUGGAUACUACGUAACUGGAGAUGGUUGCCGCAGAGACAAAGAUGGAUACUACUGGAUCACGGGCAGAAUUGAUGACAUGUUAAAUGUUUCUGGUCAUUUGCUAAGCACGGCUGAGGUGGAAUCUGCUUUGGUUGAGCACAAGGCAGUAGCUGAGGCAGCCGUGGUGGGAACACCGCACCCUGUUAAAGGAGAAAGUUUGUAUUGUUUUGUCUCGCUCAAAGAUGGCAUCAGUUACACCUCCACCCUUGAAGCUGAGCUAAAAAAGCAAGUGAGAGAGAAGAUUGGUGCAAUAGCUACACCUGACUACGUACAAAAUGCCCCGGGGCUUCCUAAAACCAGAUCAGGUAAAAUCAUGCGGCGUUUGCUACGCAAGAUAGCGGCCAACCAGCACGAUCUAGGAGAUGUGUCCACUUUAGCAGACACUUCAGUCAUUCAACAACUGUUUGAGAACCGCUGCUGUACUGCUGUGUGAGCACUAGAGGAUGCUGUUAUAUUUCACUUCGGCCCGACGGAGACAUGGAGCAAAGUGUAAAUUUACUACAAAAAAAGGAUUAAAGUCGAGACUGCCGGGACAACGAUGCUGCUCCUGUCAGAUGUGACGGGUCUGUAGUAAUUGCAACGACAAGAAAUCACUACAGACUUUAUUGAAGACUAGAGCGGAUAACAACUCUAUUAUUAUUUAAUUGUUUAUUUAUCUAUUUAUUACCACUGUAUGACUUUUAGAUCAUUUAAUUCUGUCUUUGUAUGAUUUGUGUAAAUCGUGUAUUUAUUUAAAGUAUCCUCCAGGCCACCCAAGAAGGAUGGGCCCUGCUGAGUCUGGUUCCUCUCAAGGUUUCUUCCUGUAAUUUUCAGGGAGUUUUUCCUUGCCACAGUCGCCCUCGGCUUGCUCAACAGGGAUUUUUGUAUCUGUUGGUCCUGGAUUUUGUAAAGUUGCUUUGAGACAAUGUAUAUUGUAAAAAGCGCUAUAUAAAUAAAGUUGACUUGACUUGACUUGACACAGAAUGCAUGUGCUUGAUCAACCUUUUGUUAAUGAAAUGUCUUAAAAUGUUUGAAGUGUUGUAA